AGCCCAAACUGAGCCAUGUGGGGCCCGCGGGAGCCCGGGCAGCGCUGGUGGCAGCGGGCGGUGCUGCGGAGGCUGCCCGUGCUCGGCUGGCUGCCGCGCUACUCGCUGUCCUGCCUGCGGCUCGACCUGAUCGCCGGCGUUACCGUGGGGCUCACGGUCGUGCCGCAGGCGCUGGCGUACGCCGAGGUGGCCGGGCUGCCCGUGCAGUACGGCCUCUACUCUUCCUUCGUGGGCUGCUUUGUGUACUGCCUCCUGGGCACCGCCAAGGAUGUGACGUUGGGCCCCACUGCCAUCAUGUCCCUGCUUGUCUCGUCCUACGCCUUCCAUGACCCUGCCUAUGCUGUGCUGCUCGCCUUCCUGUCUGGCUGCAUCCAGCUGGCCAUGGGGCUCCUGCACCUCGGUUUCCUCCUGGACUUUGUUUCCUGCCCAGUCAUUAAGGGCUUUACGUCAGCUGCUUCCAUCACCAUUAGCUUCAACCAGGUCAAGAACAUCCUGGGGCUGCAGGGGAUCCCUCGGCAGUUUUUCCUGCAGGUGUAUGAAACGCUGAGGAGGAUCGGGGAGACCAGGGUUGGGGAUGCCGUUCUGGGACUGUCCUGCCUGGCUGCACUGGCUGGGCUGAGGGCCAUGAAGAGCCGCCUGCACCCCGCUGCCAGCACGGAGCCACUGGCUACCAGGGCCAGCAUCCUGCUCAUCCAGAGCUGUGCCACAGCACGCAAUGCCCUGGUGGUGCUGGCUGCUGGCCUGGUGGCAUACUCCUUCCAGGUGAGCGGCUCCCAACCGCUGACGCUCACCGGCAGUGUUCCCUGUGGGCUCCCCCCGUUCCAUCCACCACCCUUCUCCAAGGCUGUUCCCAAUGGCACUGUGCCUUUUGGCAGGAUGGUGCAGGACAUGGGGGCUGGGCUGGCCGUGGUCCCCCUGGUGGGUGUGCUGGAGACUGUCGCCAUUGCCAAAGCGUUUGCUUCACAGAAUGAUUACAGGAUCGAUGCCAAUCAAGAGCUGCUGGCCAUGGGCACUGCCAACAUCCUGGGCUCCUUCUUCUCCUCGUAUCCCAUCACAGGAAGCUUUGGCCGGACAGCAGUGAAUGCACAGACAGGGGUCUGCACCCCCAUGGGAGGGCUCGUCACAGGCACCCUGGUACUGCUGUCCCUGGCCUACCUCACCUCGCUCUUCUGCUACAUCCCUAAAGCAGCGCUGGCGGCCGUCAUCAUCUCUGCUGUGGUCCCCAUGUUUGAUGCCAGGAUCUUCAGGACACUCUGGAGGGUUAAGAGGCUGGACCUCAUCCCCCUCUGUGUGACAUUUCUGCUCUGCUUCUGGGAGGUGCAGUAUGGCAUCAUGGCUGGCGUGCUGGUCUCAGGCAUCAUCCUGCUCUACUCCGUGGCCAGACCCCCGAUCAAGGUGUUGGAGCAAGGUGUGCUGGUCGUACAGCCGGGGAGCAGCCUGCACUUCCCUGCUGCUGACCACCUCCAGGACAUCAUCCGUGACCAAGCACUGGCGGCAGCGUCCCCACCGUGCUCUGUCAUCCUGGAUUGCCACCAUGUCAGCAGCAUCGACUACACGGCAGUGGUGGGGCUGGCUGAGGUGCUGCAGGACCUGCACAAGCACGGCAUCUCGCUGGUGUUCUGCAGCCUGCAGGACCCAGUUCUCCGAGCCCUGCUGGCCGCAGACUUGGAGGGAUUCCAACAUUUUCUCAGCUGGGAGGAGGCAGCACGCUGUAGCGAAGCGGAGCUGGGGGUCAGCAGGACAGCCUACAUUGACAGCACCGAUGAGAGCUCACUGCUGCCUGCAGGGCUUAUCCAGUGAAGCAGAGCUGCGGUGUGGGGCUCACUCUGUGCCUCAAGAGCUGCUCCCAAUGGCCCCAGAGGCUGCACAUCCCGUGCCUGCAAGGGCAGG
Messenger RNA from Lagopus leucura (white-tailed ptarmigan), 1890 nucleotides. It is a transcript of the gene SLC26A11, whose product is annotated as solute carrier family 26 member 11. Gene Ontology annotation, molecular function: sulfate transmembrane transporter activity. The transcript has 16 exons. Lineage: Eukaryota; Metazoa; Chordata; Aves; Galliformes; Phasianidae. The record is from RefSeq and is a predicted model, not a curated record. The coding region runs from base 16 to 1800 and encodes 594 amino acids. Gene Ontology annotation, cellular component: membrane. Gene Ontology annotation, biological process: transmembrane transport.